AUGGAAAAGUCGAACGCAGAGCAAAAACCAUAUGAGAUCGAGCUUUACGUCCCAAAUUUUAAACCAGACGAACUUUCUGUAAAAGUAAAUGAGCGUGCGCUUAUUGUGGAAGGUCAUCAUAUCGAACGCGAAGAAAAUGGUAGUAACGUAGAGCGUCAUUUUAUUCGUCAAUUUAUUUUACCAAAUGAUGCGAAGAAGGACGAACUGAAAUCAAAACUUAACGAAGAAGGUAUUUUGAAUGUAUGGGUACCGCGUGAAACCCAUCAAACAGUUAUGCGAAACAUACCAAUUCACGUUGACCCAAAUUGGAAAAUGAAUAGCCAGUGUCGUGAUCUCGCACUUCGUCAACCAAUUCCUUUAUGGUGGUGGUGA
Messenger RNA from Dracunculus medinensis (Guinea worm), 372 nucleotides. Lineage: Eukaryota; Metazoa; Nematoda; Chromadorea; Rhabditida; Dracunculidae. The record is from the annotation of a GenBank genome assembly.